AUGUCCUCGCGGCUCCUGGCGCUCUGGCUAGCCCUGGCCCUGGUGCUGGUGCUGCUGCUGGACGACGCGCAGGGCGCCAAAGGCCGCGGGGGCAAGAGGGGCCGGGGCCGCAUGCGCUCUUCGGGCUCCGCCCGCUACAUCUUCUACACGCACCCCAAGAGGAAGGAGUACUACGACAACCCCAACGGCGCGCAGAUUGAAAAGGCCUCGCACUUCGACUACGAGUUCUUCCUGGGCCACAAGAUCGUGUUCAUCUGCGUCGCCAGAGGGGUUCCGAGGCCACGCAUCACCUGGUACAAAGACGGCAUCGAAAUCUUCGCCCACCCCUACAUGCAGUCCAUCCUCCAGAUCUCCGAGUGGCAGCUCGAGGGCGACCGGAUCAAGAGCAAGCUGGAGAUCGACCCGGCCAGACAGAUGGACUCCGGGAACUACGAAUGUCAGGCGGACAACAAGUACGCCAUAGACAGCCGUACUUUCAAGGCAGACUUCAGCUCCCUCGGCAGCUAGAACGAGAGCCACCCACCCAUGUCCUCGCAAACACACCAGGCGAUGUCACCGUCCGAAGAAUUUCCUACCCUCUCGUAUGGCUCAUGUCUUCCAGUCUUAAAACC
Ixodes scapularis (black-legged tick) is the source of this 611-nucleotide messenger RNA. RefSeq names its product immunoglobulin domain-containing protein oig-4. The coding region runs from base 1 to 507 and encodes 168 amino acids. The transcript has 3 exons. Lineage: Eukaryota; Metazoa; Arthropoda; Arachnida; Ixodida; Ixodidae. The record is from RefSeq and is a predicted model, not a curated record.